Vespa crabro (European hornet) is the source of this 1257-nucleotide messenger RNA. Its product is annotated as persulfide dioxygenase ETHE1, mitochondrial. NCBI's taxonomy places the organism in Eukaryota, Metazoa, Arthropoda, Insecta, Hymenoptera, Vespidae. Gene Ontology annotation, biological process: hydrogen sulfide metabolic process; glutathione metabolic process. The record is from RefSeq and is a predicted model, not a curated record. The coding region runs from base 199 to 1047 and encodes 282 amino acids. The transcript has 6 exons. Gene Ontology annotation, molecular function: sulfur dioxygenase activity.
UAUAGCUAAGAUGAUCCUAUCGUUAAAUUUUUACUUUGAAGUAUUAUAUUAACUGCGUUUUUAAAAAUAAAAUUAUCUUCAUUAUCUUGUAUAUAUAUAUAUACAUAUAUACAUAUAUAUAUGUGCACGUAUGGACAGCAAUUAUUAGUAUUGCUUAGCUUUUAAUUGGUACCAGUAGUGAUAUAUUUUGUCAAAGAAAUGAAUGUAUUGUUAAGUAGAUUGAAUCAACAAUUAUUAAGAUUGACAGGAAAAUUUUUUUUAACAAGACAUAAAUUAAUUGGAAAUUAUCAUCAACAUGGAACUUUGACAGAGCAUAUUUCUUUCUCAAAGGAUUUUCUAUUUCAGCAGUUAUUCGAUCCAGUGUCCAGUACAUAUACAUAUUUACUUGCUGAUAUCAAUAAUAAAGAUGCUAUUUUAAUCGAUCCAGUCUUUGAAUGGGCUGAUCGAGAUAAAAAAAUUAUCGAAGAACUCGGUUUGAAUUUGAAAUAUGUUGCGAAUACACAUAUGCACGCAGACCAUAUUACAGGAACGGGCCGAUUAAAAUCGUUAUUACCAGGUUGUCGAUCGAUGAUCUCCCGCAAUAGUGGUGCCGAGGCCGACAUUCUCUUGGAGCCACGAGACCGCAUCAAAUUUGGUAGACAUUAUCUGGUGGUGAUACCCACACCUGGUCAUACUGAAGGAUGCGUGACGUAUGUAUGUGAUGAACAAGGAAUCGCUUUCACGGGUGAUGCCUUAUUAAUACGCGGAUGUGGAAGGACAGACUUUCAGGGUGGCUCGUCAGAAAUAUUGUACAAGUCUGUACAUGAAAAUAUAUUUACUUUACCAUCAUAUUACAGACUAUAUCCUGCACAUGAUUAUAAUGGUAGAACUGUAACUACUGUUGCUGAAGAAAAAAUGUUAAAUCCUAGAUUAUCUAAAUCGUUGGAUGAAUUUGUAAAUAUUAUGAAUAAUCUUAAUCUUCCAUAUCCAAAAAUGAUUGACAAAGCUGUCCCGGCUAACAAGGUUUGUGGAGUCUUUGAAAUUAAUAAGAAGAAAGGAGAACAGUGAGAAAAUAACGAGAAAUUUGUCAAAUUUCAUCAACUCUUUUCUCUUUGAACAUGAGAUAAGAUUGUUUUAUAUAUAUGUAUAUAUAUGUAUAUAUGUGUGUGUAUAUAUAUAUAUAUAUAUAUAUAUAUAUAUACAUACAUAUAUAUAUGUUCCUAUGCAAUGUACAGUUUUCAAGAUACUUGUAAACUUUUUCAAUCGAUAAUAGAUACC